This is a messenger RNA of Durotheca rogersii, 1284 nucleotides long. Its product is annotated as TRAPP I complex. Gene Ontology annotation, cellular component: cis-Golgi network membrane; TRAPP complex; cytosol. The transcript is spliced from 4 exons. The coding region runs from base 259 to 837 and encodes 192 amino acids. Gene Ontology annotation, biological process: intra-Golgi vesicle-mediated transport; endoplasmic reticulum to Golgi vesicle-mediated transport. NCBI's taxonomy places the organism in Eukaryota, Fungi, Ascomycota, Sordariomycetes, Xylariales, Xylariaceae. The record is from RefSeq and is a predicted model, not a curated record.
GUUACAGCCAUUAGUCACCUCUAGGUAUAUAACCUUAAAAGUACGGCUGCAACUUCGUCAGCCAAGCAGGAUUUUCAUUACCUAACCCAUCACGAGUUAUCCCCACCUCGCUCACCGCCUACCAAUACUGCCGUCCACCUUGGUUUGUGCGAUGAAUGAUAACACCACUCGCGCAGUCAAACGGUCGGGAAACGCGUGCACAUAAGUUGAAACGUCGAUGUUCUGAAUGAGAGUUCAGUUCAGGCUCGCCAACCGAGCAUGUCAGCGAACAAAGCCGCCCGUAUGGGCGAUGAGAUAUGGAAGGGUCGCAUUGAUAAGGUCAACGCUGAGCUCGUAACACUGACCUACGGUACCAUCGUCGCCCAGCUAUGCAAGGAUUUCGAGGGCGACUAUGUCGAGGUCAAUAAGCAGCUGGAUCGAAUGGGCUACAACAUCGGCUUGCGGUUGAUCGAAGACUACCUCGCCAAGUCUAACAGUAUGAGGCGAUGCUCUAACUUCCGCGAGACGGCCGACAUGAUUGCAAAGGUCGGAUUCAAGAUAUUCCUCAACAUCACACCCAACGUCACCAACUGGACCAGCGACAGUAAGCAGUUCUCGCUCGUCUUCGACGAAAACCCACUGGCAGAUUUCGUCGAGCUUCCGGACGACGGUAGGGCGCAGGACGAACUGUGGUAUUCGAACAUAUUCUGCGGCGUCCUGCGAGGCGCGCUCGAGAUGGUGCAGAUGCAGGUUGAGGCGCAUUUCAUCAGCGACGUGCUACGAGGGAAUGACACCACCGAGAUAAGGAUAUCUUUAAUACGAUAUAUCGACGACGAGUUGCCGCCAGAGGAUGACUAGACGGGCGGUAAUGCUGAUCCGCACCCGGUCCGGCAGGUGCUCGGCGGCUGCUAUACCAACAGUUCCUCACAAACGAAGGACCGGUCUGCGCAUCCUAGUGAGGAACAAGCACGGUAUGUGGUAGGAGGAGGCGGUGGCAUCGGCCAUGAAACAGAGGGCAAGUUGGAUCACCGGUCUCUGUUGUGUCGCACGUCCAGCGCAUUGGUGUCGUGCAGUAUCAAUUGCACCACCUGCAGGCUUCAUAUCGAACCUUUUGUGGUUUCCGCUCCAGGAGGAGCGAGCAAAACAAACCACUUUACCACACAGGUAUACACAUAGAAACACACACACACAGUCUCUCUCUCUCUCUCUUCUAACUCACUAGUCGUGGGUGACUUAGUAGAGCUAAAACGGGCCGAAACGUUCGCAGCGCGGAAAGCUAAGAAAAUCAACAUAUGACUCCGUAAU